CCCUUCCCUCCCAGUAAAUCCCAGAAUAAAUAUCUCCUCGUUUUCCAAGACCUUUUCACAAAAUAUAUUGAAGUAAAACCCCUCCAUAAAGCUUCCGCCAAACCAAUCCUUUCCGCUUUCGAGUCCCUUAUCCUCCACCGAUGGGGAUGUCCCAAAUUCCUCCUUACAGAUAACGGUACAGAAUUUUGUAACAGAGACGUAACGAACAGACUGACAAUGUACGGAAUCAAACAGACGACAAUUCCUCCCUACCAUGCCCAAGCAAAUCCUGUAGAAAGAGUUAAUCGAACUCUCAAAACCAUGAUCACGACGUUUGUUGGAGAAGACCAUCGAAAUUGGGACAAACACCUUCCUGAAUUUUGUUUUGCCUAUAAUACCGCCGUACAUUCCUCAUCCCUCGUUUCUCCCGCGUUCCUCAAUUUUGGUCGAAACCCCCGUCCCAUCCAAAACCUCCGCCACGGAAUUAAAUCCGAUUCUUUAAUAAUUCCCCGAAAUCCCCAAGAAUGGUCCAACCGCAUUUCCCGGUUAACCCUUUUAUACGACAUUGUCCACCGAAAUCUAGAGAAAGCCUCCUACCGCCAAGCCUCCUAUUAUAAUCGUGGGCGUCGUGACGAGCGCUACCAAAUUGGUGACCUCGUCAUGAGACGCCAACGAAUCCUUUCCUCCGCUGCUCACAAUUUCGCGUCCAAACUCGCCCCUAAAUUUUCAGGUCCCUACACCAUUUCAAAAAUCCUUUCUCCCGUUGUCUACGAAUUAAAAGAUUCUGAUGGAAAUAUCAUUCCUAAAGUCCACAUUAAAGACCUUAAACCCUUUAGACCCCCUCCAAAUUUCGAUGAUUCAAUUUCCGAAAACCCUUCCUUAAGUCAAGAUAUUACCAAUAUUUCUCAGCCAGGACCUUCUUCACAAACCCAUGAUAUUUCCACCCAACAAAUACCACAACAAACUCCCACGCAAACGUUCCCUUCCUCACCCAUCCCUACUCCACCCCCUCGCCGUGGACGAGGGAGACCCCGAAAAAUCAAAGCACCACAAAACACUCCACCGAUAAUAAACACACCACCCACUCCAGUUCCACUCCCACGCCGAGGGCGAGGGAGACCGAGGAAAACUCCGAUACCUCCACACAAUACUCAAAUCAUAAUUCCAACACCCAUCCCUACUCCACCCCCUCGCCGUGGACGAGGGAGACCCCGAAAAGUUCAAAUACUCCCAAACCCUACACAAAGCAUACCCUCCCAACAAGCUCCUACUCCACCCCCUCGUCGAGGACGAGGACGACCCCGAAAACACCCCCUAAAUCCUACGAUCAACGUGAUAAAAACAGACCAAUCCUCCAUACCUCCCCUCAUGUCCUUACCUAUCCCACGACCUAGAAUUUUCCUAAAUAUCGACAAUAAUGAGACAAAAAUUUAACGCUCAAAUCUCGGAAAACGAAAACAAACGAUAAUAAAAUUCCAUUUGCGUAAGCCGUAAGCGACGAUACCAGAGACCAAAAUUUACACUAACCCCCCACUAAAGCCACCCCCCAGCAAAGAGCCCACCAAAGAAAGAUCCCACUAACAAACUUACACCCCAACAGAUGUUUGCAUCAAGGAGAGGAGGUAGAGGCCGGGGGACAAGGGCCCGAAGGAGGAGGCCGGCGCCGCGGCGACCGCGGCUGUUAAGAGGCCGGCCGCCGGUACAGACCGCCGAAAUAGCGGUCCAGACGGACUCGGAGGAGUCCGAAUACCUAACCCCUUCCGUAUCCCCCGCUCCUUCCCCCACACCAUCCACUCCCGAACUACCCUCCUCACCGACACCCCCAACAGCCUCCCAAACCCCCACCUCUUCCGUCGACCCUCACUUGGCCACACUGCGGGCGGCAGCAGCCCGCAUGAAGACCGAGGAAGGCCGCGACUCCUCCCCAAUCCGCACCACACCACCCCAGGCCCCAUCCCUAAAAUUCCUCCGACGAACCCUAUCCCGCUAUCCACCCCCAGAACCCCUAUUCCCGGACUAUCCCUCCUCCUCACGUCCCCAAACCUCCGAGAUCCCACCCCUCAUGUCCCUCAAAAUUCCCCCGCCACCUCUAAUGUCCCUUAAAAUUCAUAAACCCAGCAACCUCCCCUAAACUACCCUUUUCUUUUCCUUACUCUCGCUUUCCGCUAUUCCUCCUCUGUUUCGCACUAUCUCUUUCUCUUUCUUUUUUUUUAUCCCUUCUCUUCUUUUCCACUAUUCCUUCUCUUCUCACAUUCUUUCCUUUGCUUCUGGUUCUCUCUUUUGCUCUUCUCCUUUAACUGUCCCUUUACCCUUCCGGUCCUUAUCCCUCUAUCCACCCUCCUAUCCCCCAAAUGAGCCCCUAAAAAUACUUCCCACCAAUCCACCCAGUCCCACCUUACCUGACAUAGACUCAUUUUUUUAUUAUUAUUUUGGACGACCGCCCAGCACUAAGACGAACGGACGGACGAACGAGACAACGACGAAACCCUUCCAAACAUCCUACCAAAAAUCAGGCAUACCUGCCACUCUCCCUUAAUUCGCAUAAAAAUUUCGGCACAACGAGUAGUCGAAACCCAAGGCAGGUCCAUCAUUUUAAAAUGCUAUGAUCCGACACAACAACAGGAGGGUCGCUCAUGUCCGCGACCCCCCCUGAAUGAGAGCGCAGCAUGGAAGGAUGAGUGUCCGCGAGAACCCACCGAUCUUGGAUCUCUCUUCUCUCAAAAUUAUUGUUCACCUAAGUCCUUAUCCCUACCCGUUGUAUCUCCCGUUUCCGGUCAAGGCGGGGGGGUGUUGUAACGUGGUGACACCUGUGCCCCCCCGUUACAUUCGCUGCGCUUUUCCCACCUCAAAUCCCACC
This is a messenger RNA of Osmia bicornis bicornis, 2836 nucleotides long. RefSeq names its product WW domain-binding protein 11-like. The record is from RefSeq and is a predicted model, not a curated record. The transcript has 2 exons. The coding region runs from base 217 to 1413 and encodes 398 amino acids. Gene Ontology annotation, molecular function: DNA binding. NCBI's taxonomy places the organism in Eukaryota, Metazoa, Arthropoda, Insecta, Hymenoptera, Megachilidae.